GCGUGUGUUUGCAUGCGCUCAUUGAAUUGGAUAUGCUGCUAUCGUUAGGGGUGGUGAUUGGCGUUUUAUAUAUUGCUGACAACCGCUUUUGUCCGUCGUCGCCGUCCUGACUUGACCCAGCCUGCUUACUCGGCCAGCCCGAUAAUGGCCCGCAGAGCGAUUGACGUGGGCCAUAAGGUGCCAAAGACGCGCUUCUUGGCCUGUACUGAACGUCGAUAUCCGACGAUGCGGUCGAGUAUAAGAGCGCAAGAGUUUCCCAGCCAGCUGUUGCAGGGCAAGUGCUCAAGAGCGGCCGGUCGAUCAGAGAUAGACACCUGGGCCUGCACAGCACUCUCCGACGUCAACAUAGCCGAUGCCAGCGGCUUUGAUCAGUGUCCGUCUCCGCUUGGGACCGACUACCGAGACCAGCGUCUCCGCAAUGCUGAGCUUGAGCGAGACGUGCAGGAGCUCCGCGAAAAGGUCGACGAAGAAGUGCAUAAGCGUCGGGUCGUCGACUUUGACCGGGAGCUGGCCAUCGAUGCCUUGAGAGAGAAGACCGAGGAGGUCAGGCAGCGAGACGAGACGAUCGACGCGCAGAACGCUCUGUUGAGUCUGGCCUGGGCUGACGCGCAAGACUUGGCCUCGUCCCACCAGAGCACGCAAGAUGCAUUGCAGCUAUUGAAGGAGUAUAUCGAGGGCAUACUGGCGAGCACGCCGGAUCCGGAGCUCAAUGCGAACAAGAAGCGCAGACAUUGCUCGUGAUGUUCGGCGCUGUCGCUCCAGCUGGGGCGUCCCCGACCCGGAGGGCGGUCCCCGUCUCUGACCGCAGCGGACACGACUUCAGCAGAACAGCUCCGCUCUACAAGAUUCAGGACGUGUAUAAGCUGGGUGGGCAUCUUUUGACGUCGU
Molecule: messenger RNA, 888 nt
Organism: Emericellopsis atlantica
Lineage: Eukaryota; Fungi; Ascomycota; Sordariomycetes; Hypocreales; Bionectriaceae
Exons: 1
Coding region: 145-741 (198 amino acids)
Source: RefSeq, a predicted model, not a curated record